UAAGUUUUUCAGUCAUUGUGAUAGAAGCAAGUCAUACUUGAUAUCCGCUCCUCGAUUACUAAUGUCCUUCCUUUCCCGAACUCUUCAAAUCGGUCGACACUUAUUCUCAUCCUCACGUCCUUCCACUUCUACAAUGACUGAAAAAGCCACAUUUGCUGCCGGAUGCUUCUGGGGUGUAGAGCAUCUCUACAAUAAGCACUUUAAGAAAGACGGCAUUGAAACCCGAGUAGGCUAUAUAGGUGGUCACACCGAUAAUCCCACCUAUAAGGAGGUUUGCACCAGCAACACCGAUCACGCUGAAGCCGUGGAAAUCAGCUUUGAUCCGAAGCGAGUGUCUUAUGACACACUUGUAGAAUUUUUCUAUAGAAUUCAUGAUGCUACCACCGUCAAUGCUCAAGGUCCUGAUGUUGGUUCACAGUAUCGUUCCGCUAUCUUUUAUCAUUCUCCAGACCAGAAAGCUGUUGCCGAAAAGGUCACCCAAGAAGUCCAGGAAAAGCAUUACAAGGAUAAAAAAAUCGUUACCAAGAUUGAGCCAGCCAGCACUUUUUACGAUGCUGAGACGUAUCACCAGCUUUAUUUGGAAAAGAAUCCUAGUGGCUAUACUUGCCCCACUCACUUCUUGCGUUGGUAAAGGGUUUGCAACCGGUCUGCCGUAAAGUGAUCGCAAAAGAAAGACAGAUCAUGUUUGACGGUGAACGCUUGCUCUAAAUGAGUGAAUCAUUAAAGCAUGUAUAUAACAUUGGAUGUAUUGGGACAUAGAUGUUGGCAGUAUAGACAUAUACGGGAAUCACAUUUGAAAAGUUAAAAACGUCCGUCGAUUCCUUGAA
Messenger RNA from Radiomyces spectabilis, 827 nucleotides. RefSeq lists its product as uncharacterized. The coding region runs from base 62 to 631 and encodes 189 amino acids. The transcript has 6 exons. Gene Ontology annotation, molecular function: peptide-methionine (S)-S-oxide reductase activity. NCBI's taxonomy places the organism in Eukaryota, Fungi, Mucoromycota, Mucoromycetes, Mucorales, Radiomycetaceae. The record is from RefSeq and is a predicted model, not a curated record.